UCCUCCUCGGGUGGCCUGUGACUCCUCCGUUCCCAGUGUGACCUCUCUCAAGAUGCCUGAGCCGGGGAAGAAGCCAGUCUCAGCCUUCAGCAAGAAGCCAAGGUCAGUGGAGGUGGCUGCUGGCAGCCCUGCUGUGUUCGAGGCCGAGACAGAGCGGUCAGGAGUAAAGGUGCGCUGGCAGCGGGAGGGCAAUGACAUCAGCGCCAGUGACAAGUACAGCCUAGCAGCCGAGGGCACGAGGCACACUCUGACAGUGCGGGACGUGGGCCCCGCCGACCAGGGAUCCUACGCAGUCAUCGCUGCCUCCUCCAAGGUCAAGUUUGACCUCAAGGUCAUAGAAGCAGAGAAGGCAGAGCCUGUGCAGGGCCCUGCCCCUGCCCCUGCAGAGGCUCCUGGAGCCUCCAGAGAAGCGCUGGCCUCGGCCGCUGAGGAGGAAGGAGGCUCCCCAAGUCCCGAAGGGUCAAGCUCAGCAGCCCCCGAUGGCUCUGGUGCCUCUGAUGACCCCAUCGGCCUCUUUGUGAUGCGGCCACAGGAUGGCGAGGUGACCGCAGGUGGCAGCAUCACCUUCGCAGCCCGCGUGGCCGGAGCCAGCCUCCUGAAACCGCCCACGGUGAAGUGGUUCAAAGGCAAGUGGGUGGACCUGAGCAGCAAGGUGGGCCAGCACCUGCAGCUGUGCAACAGUUAUGACCGGACCAACAAGGUCUACCUGUUUGAGCUGCACAUUACAGAUGCCCAGCCUACCUUUGCAGGCGGCUACCGCUGUGAGGUUUCCACCAAGGAUAAAUUCGACAGCUGCAACUUCAGUCUCACUGUCCAUGAGGCCAUUGGCCCUGGAGACCUGGACCUCCGAUCAGCUUUCCGCCGCACGAGCCUGGCUGGAAGUGGUCGGCGGAUCAGUGACAGCCACGAGGACGCUGGAACUCUGGAUUUCAGCUCGCUGCUGAAGAAGAGAGACAGCUUCCGGAACCUGAGGGACCCGAGGCUGGAGGCGCCACCCGAGGAGGACGUUUGGGAGAUCCUGCGGCAGGCAUCCCCCUCGGAAUAUGAGCGCAUCGCAUUCCAGCACGGCGUCACCGACCUGCGCGGCAUGCUCAAGAGGCUCAAGGGCAUGCGGCGGGAUGAGAAGAAGAGCACAGCCUUUCAGAAGAAGCUGGAGCCCGCCUACCAGGUGAGCAAGGGCCACAAGAUCCGGCUGACCGUGGAGCUGGCCGACCCCGACACCGAGGUCAAGUGGCUGAAGAAUGGACAGGAGAUCCAGAUGAGCGGCAGCAAGUACAUCUUCGAGUCCAUAGGUGCCAAGCGCACGCUGACCAUCAGCCAGUGCUCGCUGGCCGACGACGCGGCCUAUCAGUGCGUGGUGGGCGGGGAGAAGUGCAGCACCGAGCUGUUCGUCAAAGAGCCCCCUGUGUUGAUCACCCGGCCCUUGGAAGACCAGCUGGUGAUGGUGGGGCAGCGGGUGGAGUUUGAGUGCGAAGUGUCCGAGGAGGGGGCCCAGGUCAAGUGGCUGAAGGAUGGGGUGGAGCUGACCAGGGAGGAGACCUUCAAAUACCGGUUCAAGAAGGACGGGCAGAGACACCACCUCAUCAUUAACGAGGCGACGCUGGAGGACGCCGGGCACUAUGCGCUGCGCACCAGUGGGGGCCAGGCGCUGGCCGAGCUCAUCGUGCAGGAGAAAAAGCUAGAGGUGUACCAGAGCAUUGCAGACCUGACUGUGGGUGCAAAGGACCAGGCGGUGUUCAAGUGUGAGGUGUCCGAUGAGAACGUGCGGGGGGUGUGGCUGAAGAACGGGAAGGAGCUGGUGCCCGACAGCCGCAUAAAGGUGUCCCACAUCGGGAGGGUCCACAAACUGACCAUUGAUGACGUCACGCCUGCGGACGAGGCUGACUACAGCUUUGUGCCUGAGGGCUUCGCCUGCAACCUGUCGGCAAAGCUCCAUUUCAUGGAGGUCAAGAUUGACUUCGUGCCCAGGCAGGAACCUCCCAAGAUCCACCUGGACUGCCCAGGCCGGAAGCCGGAUACCAUUGUGGUUGUGGCUGGGAACAAGCUACGCCUGGAUGUCCCUAUCUCCGGGGACCCUGCUCCCACUGUGAUUUGGCAGAAGACCCUCACACAGAAGAACAAGGUCCCAGCAGGGCCAUCCCCAGAUGCCCCAGGAGAUGCAGGCACCAGUGACGAGUGGGUGUUUGACAAGAAGCUGCUGUGUGAGACUGAGGGCCGGGUCCGGGUGGAGACCAGCAAGGACCGCAGCAUCUUCACCGUAGAGGGGGCAGAGAAGGAAGACGAGGGUGUCUAUGUUGUCACAGUGAAGAACCCCGUGGGCGAGGACCAGGUCCACCUCACAGUCAAGGUCAUCGAUGUGCCGGAUCCCCCUGCGGCCCCCAAGAUCAGUAACGUGGGUGAGGACUCCUGCACCGUGCAGUGGGAGCCGCCUGCCUACGACGGUGGGCAGCCAGUCCUGGGCUACAUCCUGGAGCGCAAGAAGAAGAAGAGCUACCGGUGGAUGCGGCUGAACUUUGACCUGCUGCGGGAGCUGAGCCACGAGGCGCGGCGCAUGAUUGAGGGCGUGGUGUAUGAGAUGCGAGUCUAUGCGGUCAACGCCAUUGGCAUGUCCAGGGCCAGCCCUGCCUCCCAACCCUUCAUGCCGAUCGGCCCCCCCAGUGAGCCCACCCACCUGGCCGUGGAGGAUGUCUCGGACACCACCGUCUCCCUCAAGUGGCGGCCCCCGGAGCGGGUGGGAGCUGGAGGCUUGGACGGCUACAGCGUGGAGUACUGCUGGGAGGGCUGCUCGGAGUGGGUGGCCGCCCUGCAGGGGCUGAUAGAGCGCACCUCGAUGCUGCUCAAGGACCUGCCCACAGGGGCCCGGCUGCUCUUCCGUGUGCGGGCGCACAAUAUGGCAGGGCCCGGAGCCCCUGUCACCACCAAGGAGCCUGUGACCGUUCAGGAGAUACUGCAGCGACCGUGGCUCCAGGUGCCCCGGCACCUGCGUCAGACCAUCCAGAGGAAGGUCGGGGAGUCCGUGAACCUCCUCAUUCCUUUCCAGGGCAAGCCCCGGCCUCAAGUGACCUGGACCAAAGAGGGGCAACCACUGGCAGGUGAGGAGGUGAGCAUCCGCAACAGCCCCACGGACACCAUCCUGUUCAUCCGGGCUGCUCGCCGCACCCACUCUGGCACCUAAGAGGUGAUGCUGCAGGUCGAGAACAUGGAGGACAAGGCCACGCUGGUCCUGCAGAUUGUUGACAAGCCAAGCCCUCCCCAGGAUAUUCGGGUCACUGAGGCAUGGGGUUUCAAUGUGGCUCUGGAGUGGAAGCCACCCCAAGAUGAUGGUAAC
Molecule: messenger RNA, 3328 nt
Organism: Hyaena hyaena (striped hyena)
Lineage: Eukaryota; Metazoa; Chordata; Mammalia; Carnivora; Hyaenidae
Gene: MYBPC3
Product: myosin binding protein C3
Exons: 30
Coding region: 53-3175 (1040 amino acids)
Molecular function (GO): myosin heavy chain binding
Source: RefSeq, a predicted model, not a curated record